Messenger RNA from Peniophora sp. CBMAI 1063, 279 nucleotides. The record is from the annotation of a GenBank genome assembly. Lineage: Eukaryota; Fungi; Basidiomycota; Agaricomycetes; Russulales; Peniophoraceae.
AUGUCUACUGGGCCCAUCGAUAUCGUGGCUUGGCAGCGGGCGCAUGCCGAGCGCUGUUGUCAAUUGGCAGCGGCGUGCGUCGUGGUCUAUGAGUAUGGUUUGCAACUUGACAAGGAGGUUGAUUACUUUUGGCGGAGAAAGUGGUCCGUUGGCAAGGUCAUAUUCCUCUGGAGCCGGUACUUCACCAUAGCCUUCGUUGUCGGGAACGCGUCAGUAUUCUUGAAUCCCCAUCCGAGUGAAGAGGUACAUGCAAUGCUAUCUAUGGUGAAACAUGGCUGA